AUGAGCGGCGGAGAAGAAAAAUCAGUCGACUCAAGCAGAACCGCUCGUUUUUUAUGGCAAGAAAGUUUACGAGGCUUGAAAGAUGCUAACAAGGUUCAUCAUCACAAAAAGGGAACAAGGAGACUCGUUUCAGAUGGUAGUCGAAUUCAGCAUCUGGAACGUAGAAUAAGAGUUCUUGAAGGUGAACUCAUGGAGGCAGCUGCCAUAGAGUUCAGCCUUUACUCUGUGGCUGCACAACAUGGAAGUUCCAUGAGUAAAGUUCAUGCACCAGCUAGACGCCUCUCGAGGUUCUAUUUCACUACUGCUAACCAACACAACUCCAUAUCUGCAGUAGCUAACCAACACAACUCCAUAUCUGCAGCUAAAAGUAUUGUAUCUGGAUUGGUUUUAGUUGCAAAAGCAUGUGGCAAUGAUGUUCCUAGAUUAACUUUCUGGCUUUCAAACUCAAUGGUGCUAAGAGUUAUUGUGAACCGUUCUUCCGGGGACAGUCUUAAAUCAACGGUGGGUGCAAGGAAUGGAAAGAAAGAAUGUUCAUUGCCUCUUAAACGGGAGUCUAAGAGUAGCAGAGACCCUCCGACGCUCGGUGACAGGGAUGGCCCUCAAAUGUUUGCAGCUUCACUUGAAAGUUUCGAAGCGUGGAUAUUUUCCCGAAUCAUCGAGUCUUUGUGGUGGCAGAUUUUUAUUCCGCAUAUGCAGUCUGGUGCUGCUAAAGCAAUUCGCGUGAGUAUGGAUUCUCAGUCACGCAAGUUAUGCAAAAGGACAUCGUUUGGUUCGGUCGAUCAUCAGCAAGGUAAUUUUUCUGUGCAACUCUGGAAAAAGGCUUUCCAGGAUGCAUUUGAAAGAUUAUGCACUGCUCGAGCUGAAGGGCACGAUUGUGGUUGUUUACCUGUGAUCUCUAAACUGAUAAUGGAGCAGCUGAUUGGUAGGCUAGAUGUGGCUAUGUUUAAUGCGAUCCUUCGAGAAUCGGCUGAUGAAAUUCCGACAGAUCCUGUGGCAGACCCCAUUAGUGAUGCACAGGUUCUUCCUAUUCCAGCAGGGACAGCUAGCUUUGGUGCCGGUGCACAAUUAAAAAAUGCGAUUGGAGAUUGGUCUAGAUGCCUUACAGAUCUCUUCGACAUGGAUGAUAUGGAUGGUGAUACACCAUCGAAGCCUUUUCGGAUCCUCAAUGCACUGAGUGAUCUUAUGAUGCUUCCAAAGGAUAUGCUGCUGAGGAGAAGUAUCAGAGAAGAGGUUUGUCCUUCAUUUGGGCCUCGGCUGAUAUGGCGGAUAGUUAAAUCCUUCGUUCCGGAUGAGUUUUGCUCAGACCCUAUUCCUGGAGCUGUUCUUGAAGCUUUAAAUGCAGAGGAUUCUUUUGAUUCUGAAGAUGAUUCCAUGAUGAGCUUCCCAUGUGCUGUAGCAGCUGCUGUAUACAUGGCACCAUCAGCUUCUGCUUUAGCCACUUCUAUCUUUGGACAAUUUGGCAGCCCUUCUAAGCUGAAACGUAGCAAAUCCUCAGUUCUUGAGAAAUCACAGACGAGCGAUGAUGAACUUGAUCAACUUAAUUCACCUCUGAAAGAAGUCUUUCGGUCAUUGCCAUCUUCUCGUGGAAAUCGAAAAGCUGAGCGGUAUAAACUCCUUCAGCAAGCAUGGAUGAAUCGCGAGUGA
Messenger RNA from Striga hermonthica, 1644 nucleotides. NCBI's taxonomy places the organism in Eukaryota, Viridiplantae, Streptophyta, Magnoliopsida, Lamiales, Orobanchaceae. The record is from the annotation of a GenBank genome assembly.